UCAGGAUCCCGCGGCCCCAGCUGCAGCCCGGCUCGUCGCGGCGCAGUCGGCUUGAGUGCGCACGGCAGUGAGGAGGGCUCCUGCGCCGCCCCACCUUCAGCCGCUGUCUUCGGGCUGCGCCGCUUGAGCCGGACGCCCCUCCGCACUCCUCGCCGCCUCCAUCCCCGCGGCCGCCGCUCCCCUCACCGUUGGCGCGCACACCAUGACGAAGAAAGACAAGAAGUCCUUCAACCAAAGCCUGGCCGAGUGGAAGCUCUUCAUCUACAACCCGACCACUGGAGCGUUCCUGGGGCGCACCGCCAAGAGCUGGGGUUUGAUCUUGCUCUUUUACCUAGUAUUUUAUGGGUUCCUGGCUGCACUCUUCACAUUCACAAUGUGGGCUAUGCUUCAGACUCUGAACGAUGAGGUUCCAAAAUAUCGUGACCAGAUUUCUAGUCCAGGAGUGUAUGAGUUGCAGUUGCUGCAUUCCUGGGCCAUCACUUGGUGUGGUCAGUCCUUACCAUCUAGCCUUCUGGGGAGUGAGUGGUGGUGGCUCACUGUGGUUUUCAUUUGCCCUCCCUUCAUGAUUAAUGAUGUUAAGACAGAUGCAAAUCUGCAUAACAACCUUACUCUUGUUUACUGUGCUUUUCCAGGUAACCUCCUGAAAUUGACUCCCCCCAACAUCAUCUUUUAUCUUCAACUGAAGAUGGUAUUUAAGGUGGUGGCUUCAGCCAUUUUUUGGCCAGCUACUCAGUUUUCCUGGGUCUCUCCCAUGUAUACAGGAGCAUAUGGUUCAGAAGAACAGAAGAAUCUCAAAGACUGUAGUAAUGGAACAGUUAUUGAAAAGCAGGGUCCAGUCUAUGAUGUAUGUCAGUUUCCUGUUGGCUUACUUGAAGAGUCCAGUGGUGUGAAUGACCCUAACUUCGGCUACUCCAGAGGACACCCUUGUAUUCUGGUGAAAAUGAACAGAAUAAUUGGAUUAAAGCCUCAAGGAACACCAAGGAUAGAGUGCUCUAAUCAAAAGGGUGAUGACAAUGUAACUCUAACAGUUUAUCCUCCUGGUGGAAUUGUAGACUUAAAAUAUUUUCCAUAUUAUGGGAAAAAACUGCAUGUAAGUAUUUAGAAGUUCUUAAGUGGU
Hipposideros armiger (great roundleaf bat) is the source of this 1117-nucleotide messenger RNA. It is a transcript of the gene ATP1B3, whose product is annotated as ATPase Na+/K+ transporting subunit beta 3. Bases 203 to 1102 code for a protein of 299 amino acids. The transcript is spliced from 7 exons. The record is from RefSeq and is a predicted model, not a curated record. Gene Ontology annotation, molecular function: ATPase activator activity. Gene Ontology annotation, biological process: sodium ion export across plasma membrane; intracellular sodium ion homeostasis; intracellular potassium ion homeostasis. NCBI's taxonomy places the organism in Eukaryota, Metazoa, Chordata, Mammalia, Chiroptera, Hipposideridae. Gene Ontology annotation, cellular component: sodium:potassium-exchanging ATPase complex.